AUGUGAUGAACCUGAUGCCUUUGCACGAUGAAUUGCAUUGCACAAUAACAAUGAUGAUUACGAUGAUGAUUGUGUGAUGUUUCAAAAUCAAGAGCAGACAACGCAUUUUAGCUGCCUUUAUCUAGGUCUAAAAUAUCAUUUUAUUUAAUACAGGACUCCCAGUCAUCAGUGAAAACACCAUAAAACUCCUGAAAUGACACACGUGUGACAGUUUUCCCAGAACUCAUUCUGUCACAAAGUCUGCAAGAUCCUUCACAGUCAAAGAACGUCCGGCGUUCAGUUUUCGACUCGUUUCUCUUCACCUUGUACCCGAACCUGCACAGAAAACCAGUUUCACUUCACAUCCAAUAAAAAGGUCUCCUUUGGCUUGAGGAAGAGACACUACUAUGUGAGCAACAAACCGGUUGAAUUCUUCUUGUGCUUUUCCUGCUUCACAAAUUCCCCCAGUCGAAUCAAACAGAUUGCGUAUGAAAUGGAGAAGUGUCACAGACCCAAACCAUCAGUAGAUUAUAGGCCUGUAUAACAGCACGUUUCACUUGAGCGACCCGUAAGAGCGUGUAAAACUCAUCCGUCUGCCGUCUGCCGCCGCUGAACCUGCGCUGGCGAGCGAGGAUGCUAGUGCCGGGCCGCGGCCGGUGACGAUGUACGCGGCGUCCGGGAUGACGGAGUGCAAGGCGGAGGUCACGCCGUCGGAGCGAAACGGCCACCGUGUGUUUAGCUACACGCUGGAGAGCCACACGGCGGCCGCCUUCGCCAUCAUGAACGAGCUGCGGAUGGAGCGCCAGCUGUGCGACGUCACGCUGAGGGUCAAGUACAACGAGCUCCAGGCCGUGGACUUCGUGGCUCAUAAGGUGGUGUUGGCGUCAUCGUCGCCGGUGUUUCGUGCCAUGUUCACCAAUGGGCUGAAGGAGUGUGGGAUGGAGGUGGUGCCCAUCGAGGGGAUCCACCCAAAGGUCAUGGGCCGGCUCAUCGAGUUUGCGUACACGGCGAGCAUCUCUGUGGGGGAGAAGUGUGUGAUUCACGUGAUGAACGGGGCCGUCAUGUACCAGAUCGACAGCGUGGUGAAGGCCUGCUGUGAUUUCCUCGUGACGCAGCUCGACCCGAGCAACGCUAUCGGCAUCGCCAACUUCGCCGAGCAGAUCGGCUGCACAGAACUUCAUCAGAAGGCCAGAGAGUACAUCUACAUGAACUUCAGUCAGGUGGCGACGCAGGAGGAGUUCUUCAACCUCACUCACUGUCAGCUAGUGACGCUAAUCAGCCGCGACGAGCUGAACGUGCGCUGCGAGUCCGAGGUGUUUCACGCGUGCGUGGAGUGGGUUCAGUACGACCGCGAGAACCGGCGUCCGUACGUUCAGGCGCUUCUCCAGGCCGUCCGCUGCCACUCGCUCACGCCGAACUUCCUGCGCCGGCAGCUCGAGCACUUCGAGUGGGACGCGCAGAGCAAAGACUACCUGUCCCAGAUCUUCCAGGAUCUCACGCUGCACAAACCCACCAAACUCAUUCCCUGUCGGACUCCCAAAGUCCCGCAGCUCAUCUACACGGCGGGCGGAUACUUCCGGCAGUCGCUCAGCUACCUGGAGGCGUUUAACACCUGUACGGGCGCGUGGCUGCGGCUAGCGGACCUGCAGACGCCGCGCAGUGGGCUAGCGGCGUGUGUUAUUAGCGGUCUCCUGUACGCGGUGGGCGGGAGGAAUAACGCUCCGGAUGGAAACAUGGACUCAAACACGCUGGACUGCUACAACCCGAUGAAUAACUGCUGGCUGCCGUGCGCGCCCAUGAGCGUCCCGCGCAACCGUAUCGGUGUCGGCGUGAUCGACGGGAUGAUCUACGCGGUGGGCGGCUCGCACGGAUGCCUACAUCACAACAGCGUGGAGAGGUACGACCCCGAGCGAGACUGCUGGCAGCUGGUAGCGCCCAUGCUAACGCGGCGCAUCGGUGUGGGCGUGGCCGUGAUCAACCGUCUGCUGUACGCGGUGGGCGGCUUCGAUGGGACGCACCGGCUGAGCUCGACCGAAUGCUACAACCCCGAGAAAGACGAGUGGAGGAGCGUGGCGUCCAUGAUUACCGUCCGCAGCGGCGCGGGUGUGUGUGCGCUGGGGAACUUCAUCUACGUGAUGGGCGGAUACGACGGCACGAAUCAGCUGAACACGGUGGAGCGCUACGACGUGGAGACGGACAGCUGGAGCUUCACAUCCUCCAUGAGGCACAGACGCAGCGCGCUGGGAGUGACGGCGCACCACGGGCGCAUUUACGUGCUGGGAGGGUAUGAUGGGAACACAUUCCUGGACAGCGUGGAGAGUUUCGACCCAGAAACAGACUCGUGGACUGAGGUCACCAACAUGACGUCAGGUCGUAGCGGCGUCGGAGUCGCCGUGACCAUGGAGCCGUGCCAGAAGGGCCUGAGCCCGUGUCAGAAACACUAGCUCUCUCGCUCACUCACUCUCCCUCUCUUUCUUUUACACUCUUUCUCUCUGCCAAUGUCAUUAGCGCACAGUAAAUCUGUUGUUGUGGAUGAUCUUCAGUCUCAGUGCAGCAGGAGAUCUCUGAACGUCACACACUUCGAGACUCCUGCCUGAUUAGUUCUGCUUUUGCGAGGUUAAUCGCGCAGCAGACACUUCUAUCGCGGAUGUUUUGUAAAAGCGUUCAGUCGUGUGGACGUCUACCUCCUCCUGAGCCCAAUAAAGUGCCAUGACCCGCGUCAGUAUGUCUGGGGUUCGAGCCGUGAGAACGGAGAUGGCCAAAACACACCCUGACACUCAGUGUGACGUGACUGAUUAGGCUGUCUGGAUGAUUUUGUAUUUAGAGAUGUACACGCAUACAAAGUUUUUACUAAUAAAAUGAGAUGUGGAACGUUUCCAGAUUUAUCGAACUGUAUUCCAGCCUACAAAGGCAUUAGAUGCCAAUGUUUUUGCUCAAAUGAAAGCUGAUUUUCACAGGCUGAUGACACAAUGUAUUUGUAAAAAAAACUACUUAAGCUGCUUUUCCAGGGAUUUUGUACAUUGGUAUAUUGCAUGAAGUCUGUUUUUUUAUUUUAUUUUAUUUAUUUUGAAUUAUUGUCCCUUUGCUAUUGGAUAAUGCUGGCUCCUGAACUGGGGUUUGUUUUUACAAAUUAAGCUUUUCGUUUUAAAAGGGAUGCUUUUGUUUCUUUAAAUCACUCAAAAUAAAAUAUAAAAGAUUAUUUAAAGUGUGCUUUGUAAUUUUUACCUCAUCGAAUACCUUGUACAAACAUUGUAUAAUAAAAGCAUAUGUUUCUUGCA
Pimephales promelas (fathead minnow) is the source of this 3257-nucleotide messenger RNA. The record is from RefSeq and is a predicted model, not a curated record. NCBI's taxonomy places the organism in Eukaryota, Metazoa, Chordata, Actinopteri, Cypriniformes, Leuciscidae.